This is a messenger RNA of Heteronotia binoei (common prickly gecko), 5402 nucleotides long. It is a transcript of the gene JAG1, whose product is annotated as jagged canonical Notch ligand 1. The record is from RefSeq and is a predicted model, not a curated record. The transcript is spliced from 26 exons. Gene Ontology annotation, biological process: Notch signaling pathway; establishment or maintenance of epithelial cell apical/basal polarity; cell communication. Lineage: Eukaryota; Metazoa; Chordata; Lepidosauria; Squamata; Gekkonidae. Gene Ontology annotation, molecular function: calcium ion binding; Notch binding. Bases 5 to 3664 code for a protein of 1219 amino acids. Gene Ontology annotation, cellular component: plasma membrane; protein-containing complex.
AGGCAUGCUGCUCCCACGGACCCCGCAGCUGCCCGACUUCUCCCUGGGGCUCCUGCUGGCGCUCCUCUGCUGGCGGAUCAAGGUGAGCCUCGCCUCGGGCCAGUUCGAGUUCGAGAUCCUGUCCAUGCAAAAUGUCAACGGGGAGCUGCAGAGCGGCCACUGCUGCGACGGGACCCGCAACCCGGCCGACCGGCGCUGCACCCGGGACGAGUGCGACACUUAUUUCAAAGUUUGCCUGAAGGAGUAUCAGUUGCGGGUCUCCGCGGGGGGGCCCUGCAGCUUUGGAGCCGGAACUACCCCCGUCGUCGGAGGGAAUACCUUCAGCUUGAAAUACAGUCGGAAUAACGAAAGGAACCGGAUCGUGCUGCCUUUCAGCUUCGCCUGGCCGAGAUCCUACACGUUGCUGGUGGAGGCCUGGGAUUACAGUAACGACAGUGUUAAUGGAGAUAACAUUAUCGAAAAAGCUUCUCACUCUGGAAUGAUCAACCCCAGCCGGCAGUGGCAGACCCUGAAGCAGAACGCAGGCGUUGCUCACUUUGAGUACCAGAUUCGAGUCACGUGCGACGAACAUUAUUAUGGCUUCGGCUGCAACAAGUUUUGCCGGCCGCGGGACGACUUCUUCGGACACUAUACUUGCGAUCAGAAUGGCAACAAAACUUGCCUGGAAGGCUGGAUGGGUCUCGAGUGCAACAAAGCCAUCUGUCGUCAGGGUUGUAGCCCCAAACACGGGUCUUGCAAAAUUCCUGGAGAGUGCAGGUGUCAGUACGGAUGGCAAGGCCAAUACUGCGAUAAGUGCAUUCCUCACCCGGGCUGUGUCCAUGGCACUUGCAAUGAACCGUGGCAGUGUCUCUGUGAGACCAACUGGGGUGGCCAGUUCUGCAAUAAAGAUCUGAACUAUUGUGGGACUCACCCGCCGUGUUUGAACGGAGGUACCUGCAGCAACACCGGCCCCGACAAAUAUCAGUGUUCCUGCCCAGAGGGCUACUCAGGACAGAACUGUGAAAUCGCGGAACAUGCCUGCCUUUCGGAUCCUUGCCACAAUGGAGGAAGCUGCUUUGAAACUUCUACGGGGUUUGAGUGUCUCUGUGCUCCUGGCUGGGCAGCCUCAACAUGCACCCUUAAUAUCGAUGACUGUUCUCCAAACCCCUGUGGCCAUGGAGGGACUUGCCAGGACCUUGUCGAUGGCUUUAAGUGUAUAUGCCCACCUCAGUGGACUGGCAAAACGUGUCAGAUCGAUGCCAAUGAAUGCGAGGGGAAGCCGUGUCUCAAUGCCAACUCCUGCAGGAACUUGAUUGGCAGCUACUAUUGCGACUGCAUUGCUGGCUGGACUGGCCAGAACUGUGAGAUAAAUAUUGAUGACUGUCUUGGAAAAUGUCAGAAUGGGGGGACCUGCAGGGACUUGGUUAAUGGUUAUCGGUGUGUCUGCCCAGCCGGCUAUGCAGGGGACAACUGUGAGAAGGACAUCGAUGAAUGUGCCAGUAACCCUUGUUUGAAUGGAGGCCUCUGCCAAGAUGAGAUCAAUGGAUUCCAAUGUCUCUGCCUUGCUGGAUUCUCAGGAAAUGUCUGUCAGCUGGACAUCGAUUAUUGUGAACCCAAUCCGUGCCAGAACGGGGCCCAGUGCUUCAACUACGAGAACGAUUACUUCUGUAGCAACUGUCCUGAAGACUAUGAAGGGAAGAACUGUUCGCACCUGAAAGAUCACUGCCGUUCUACUCCUUGUGAAGUCAUUGACAGCUGCACGGUCGCAGUGGCUUCCAACAGCACACCAGAAGGGGUCCGUUACAUCUCUUCCAAUGUUUGCGGGCCACACGGCAAGUGCAAAAGCCAGGCAGGGGGCAAAUUCACUUGCGAAUGUGACAAAGGCUUCACCGGCACCUACUGCCACGAAAACAUCAACGACUGUGAGAGCAACCCGUGUAGAAACGGUGGCACGUGUAUUGAUGGCAUCAACUCCUACAAGUGCAUUUGUAGCGAUGGCUGGGAAGGCACCUUCUGUGAAGCAAAUAUUAAUGACUGCAGUAAAAAUCCUUGCCACAACGGAGGGACUUGUCAAGACUUGGUCAAUGACUUUUUCUGUGAAUGUAAAAACGGCUGGAAAGGGAAAACCUGCCAUUCACGUGACAGCCAGUGUGACGAAGCCACAUGCAAUAAUGGAGGGACGUGUUACGACGAAGGAGAUGCCUUCAAGUGCAUGUGUCCUGCCGGAUGGGAAGGAGCCACCUGCAACAUAGCAAGAAACAGCAGCUGCCUGCCCAACCCCUGCCACAACGGAGGGACGUGUGUUGUCAGUGGAGAUUCCUUUACGUGCGUCUGCAAAGAGGGCUGGGAAGGACCCACUUGCACUCAGAAUACCAAUGAUUGCAGUCCUCACCCUUGCUAUAAUAGCGGAACCUGUGUGGACGGUGACAAUUGGUAUAGAUGCGAGUGUGCUCCAGGUUUUGCGGGUCCAGAUUGCAGGAUAAAUAUCAAUGAAUGCCAAUCCUCACCCUGUGCUUUCGGAGCCACGUGUGUAGAUGAAAUCAAUGGAUACCGUUGUAUCUGCCCACCUGGUCGCAGUGGUCCAAGAUGUCAAGAAGUUUCUGGAAGGUCUUGCACUGCUAAUGGCCAUACCGUUCCAGAUGGAUCUAAAUGGGAUGAUGAAUGCAAUAGCUGUCAGUGUUUAAAUGGAAAGGUCACCUGUUCUAAGGUCUGGUGUGGUCCGAAGCCUUGCCUGAUCAGUGUUAAAGGCCACAGUGAAUGUCCCACGGGGCACACCUGCGUUCCUAUUAAGGAGGACAACUGCUUUGUGCACCCUUGUCACAAUGUGGGUGAAUGCUGGCUUUCUAGUCAACAACCGGGGAAGAAGAUAUGCAGCUCCGACUCCUACUAUCAGGACAAUUGUGCUAACAUCACGUUCACCUUUAACAAAGAGAUGAUGACUCCGGGUCUGAGUACAGAGCAUAUCUGUAGUGAAUUGAGGAAUCUGAGCGUCUUGAAGAACGUCUCUGCCGAGUAUUCCAUCUUCAUCACCUGUGAACCGUCACACUUGGCAAACAAUGAAAUUCAUGUUGCAAUUUCUGCAGAAGAUAUCCAGGAGGAAGAGAACCCCAUAAAAGAUAUAACCGAUAAAAUUAUCGAUCUUGUGAGCAAGCGUGAUGGGAACAGCACACUUUUUGCAGCGGUUGCAGAAGUCCGGGUACAGAAGCGGCCAGUGAAAAGCAAAACAGAUUUCUUGGUGCCGUUGCUGAGCUCCGUGUUAACAGUAGCUUGGGUUUGCUGCCUGGUCACCGCCUUUUACUGGUGCUUCCGGAAGCGCCGGAAGCAGAGUGCCCACAGCCACACAGCAUCAGACGACAACACCACCAAUAACGUGAGGGAACAGCUGAAUCAAAUCAAGAACCCCAUUGAGAAACACGGCGCCAACGCCGUCCCCAUCAAAGACUAUGAAAACAAGAACACAAAAAUUGCCAAAAUAAGGACACACAACUCUGAGGUGGAGGAAGACGACAUGGACAAACACCAACAGAAAACCCGCUUUGCAAAACAAGCGGCGUACACGCUGGUAGACAGAGAGGAAAAGCCCCCCAACGGCACGCCCACAAAACACCCGAACUGGACAAACAAACAGGACAACCGAGACUUGGAAAGCGCACAAAGUUUAAACCGAAUGGAGUACAUUGUAUAGCAGACCGCAGGUGCUGCCGUGCAGGGCCUUUCACCGAUCACUUCAAGGCAACUCGGAGCUUGUAGUUCUUAAAACGGUUGUGUAAUAUUUUCGAGUCUAAGGCUAUUAUUUGCUUAGAAUCCCUGUGUUAAUUUAAGUUUUGACAAGCUGGCCUACACUGGCAGUGAUAGUUGCUGUGGUUGGCUGGUUUACCAAGUGCUGCAUUUCACAUCUCUGCAGAACUAGUCAGAAGUGCCCCAGUGUGUAGAUUCAGCUGCAGCUGAUGCAUCCCGGAAAGGUUUCAUAAGGUUAUAGUAUAGCUUUAUUUAGCUUUUUCCUGUAGCAAAAAACCCACAUAUUUUUGUUCUUCCCUCCUCUUCUCUCGAGAUGUCGUGAUUUAUAUUUCAGUCUUAGACAAAUGCGUUUUAUUUAUUUAUUGAAUUAGAGUUCUUUUGUAUAUUGGUUUUAUGGUGACGUACAACUAGUUCUGUAUUUGGAAGUGCCUUUGCAGCUCAGAACCACAGCAACUAUCAAAAAAAAAGUUUAUUAUUUAUUUUUUUAUUGUAUUGUUUUUGUUGGGGGGGGAGGGCAGAGGGCGGGGAUCGUGGGGGACUUCUUGUCAGCUGUGGCUGGUAAAAAAAUGAAGAAUUGAGAGGAAAAUGUGUCAAAAGUAGAAGUUUGUAUAGUUAUGUAAAUAAUUCUUUUUUUAUUAAUCACUGUGUAUAUUUGAUUUAUUAACUUAAUAAUCAAGAGCCUUAAAUAUCAUUCCUUUUUUUUAUUUAUACAUAUGUGUUUAGAGUUGAAGGUUUUUCGUAGCGUUGUAAACUGACUGCUUCUUCUUUUGACUUCUCCCCUCCCACACACCUUGUUACUUGUUGCCUACAUGCCAAAAUUUAAGGUGUUCUGAAAAUCAACUUUUUAUUUUUAAACAAUAGGAUGGGCUUUCACGCCUUGAUGCUGGCUUUUUUUGUACAAUGUCAAGUGUGGUUUUUUUGGUCUUUUUUUUUUUUAAAAAAAAAGAGAAACCACCUUCCAUAAUAUCACUUUAAACUAUUUUGUAAGUACUGGUGGCUGAGGCAGUUUAGAAAUAGACUAGUUUUUGUUCUGUUUUUAUUUUUAAUUUUUUUUUUCUGGCUGCUUUGGACAUGGGGUGGGGGAAAGGAAAAGAUGACAGGCAGAAAAUCUGCUACAUAGCGGUUUAAGGGAACACAAAAGGAGCUAUACCUUCUGUAGAUGAAACAUGAGAAAUGUGAGUGGGUGUAUGUAAUUAAAAAAUAUCAAGUUAGUGUGUGAAGUUGGAAACACCGAAAUCUUGUUUUGUAAACUCUUUUGAUUUUCCCUCCCCACCAUGAAUAGGUAAUACUGAACCACUUGUAGGUUUGAUUUCUUUUCUUUUGUAAUCUACUGUAUUUAGGAAGUAUUCUAAUAAGCUAGUUGCUGAAUACUUGAACAGUAGAAUGUUCAGUAAGAUCAUGGAGAAAGUUUGCCAGAGUAUGGUGCCCGCCUUAAAAAAAAAAAAAGAAAGAGAAAAAAAUAAGAGGAAAUCAAAGUGCUAUUAACAAAGUUGGAAGAUCAGAAAAAACUAAAUUUUUAAAAAAGGCUUAAUUAUCUCAAUGGGUCAUCCACUGAACUCAUAAAAGGUAUCUUGUAUGGUAAUAUUAGUGUUACGUGAACAUGAAAAUACAUCUCUGAUGUGUUAUUCCUGGCAAUAAAUCUUGAAAAAAUAUUUAUUAAAUUUUUUUGUAUAAAAACAUAAAAA